This is a messenger RNA of Labeo rohita (rohu), 1598 nucleotides long. It is a transcript of the gene faxdc2, whose product is annotated as fatty acid hydroxylase domain containing 2. The coding region runs from base 121 to 1092 and encodes 323 amino acids. The record is from RefSeq and is a predicted model, not a curated record. The transcript is spliced from 8 exons. Gene Ontology annotation, biological process: sterol biosynthetic process. NCBI's taxonomy places the organism in Eukaryota, Metazoa, Chordata, Actinopteri, Cypriniformes, Cyprinidae. Gene Ontology annotation, molecular function: C-4 methylsterol oxidase activity; iron ion binding.
GGGAUUUGUCAGCUGACCAGCGGUGGCCAAUCACAGAUGAGCUGCUGACGCGGAUCACACUGUAAACAGCUGCUGCCGCCCGGAGCGACUGUCAGAUGCGCGGAGCUCCGGACACACAUCAUGGACCGAGAAAAUACCGGAGGACUUUGGGACUCGUUGAAGAAAGCAGCUUUUGUCAUUGGAUCUGGGCUUUUCUUCUUGAUCGGGUUUAGGAACUCAGUGACAUGGCAUUUGCAGAGGUUUUGGGGAGCAUCUGGAGAUUUCUGGCAAACACAGUGGACCAAACUUCACCAAGCCUUGGGUGGAAAUGAGCCGGCCUUGUUUUUCAUCGGGACCAUGUUGGUGCCAACGCUCUCUUUCUGGUUGCUGAACGCCCUUCUGAUGUUGGUUGACACGACAGGAAAGCCAAACUUCAUCACACGUUACAGGAUUCAGCCUGACAAAAACAAUCCGGUGGACCCGGUGCGGUUACGGCAGGCGGUGAAGAGGGUGCUGUUUAACCAGGUGUGUCUGUCGGGUCCCGUGGUGGUGCUCACCUACAUGGUGAUGAAGUGGCGAGGCGAUCCGUGCGGCCCGGAGCUGCCCACCUUCCACUUGGUGCUGCUGGAGCUGGCCGUCUGCGGCCUGUUGGAGGAGAUACUCUUCUACUACACGCACAGGCUCGUUCACCAUCCGUCGCUCUAUAAGAGCAUCCAUAAGAUCCAUCACGAGUGGACGGCUCCUGUAGGAGUGGUGGCGCUCUACGCUCAUCCGGUGGAGCAUGUGCUGUCCAACAUGCUGCCGGCUGUGGUGGGUCCGGUGCUGCUGGGCUCUCACAUCUCCACCACCAGUCUGUGGUUCACCAUCGCUCUGCUGGUCACUACGGUCUCUCACUGCGGAUACCACCUGCCCUUCCUGCCCUCGCCCGAGUUUCACGACUUCCACCAUCUCAAGUUCAAUCAGUGCUAUGGCGUGCUGGGAGUGCUGGACAGGCUGCACGGGACAGACGACAAGUUUCGUAAUUCUAAAGCAUACGAGCGGCACACGGUCCUGCUGGGUUUGACCCCGCUCAGCGAGAGCAUCCCUGACGACCCCAAGAAAGCUCGAGAUUAACCGCGCCGUCUCUACAUUCACCGAACAGAGUCACAGGGCACAUUAGAUGAACGCACAUCCACACUACACACACUGGCCGUCAUCAGCAGGUCUAACGGAUCUGGAUUCACACACAUUCCUGUAUGUUAUAUCACAGUUUUGAGUUUGAGGUGAUUUUACUGGUGUAUCAGGACUAAGACUCAUUCAGCUCUCACUCAAAUCCUGUUUGAUUCACUUAAAUGAGCUGCUGUCAUGUAAAGAGACCAUUUAUGAGAUUAAUAAUUCCUACCUACAGUCCUUUUUAUCGUUCGUCUUACGUGUCACUUCUCAUAUUGUAUCAGCAUUUCACAUUUAUACAGAUGAUAAAAAUGUUUUUAAUACUUGUAUGUUUUAAUACUGAAAUCUAGGAAUGGUUUUUGGAAAUGAAGAUGUUCUUAAACAUUGUAGUCUUUCUGUCCCUGAUGAUUCAAGACAUCAGUUUCUGGAGUUUAUUAUCAGACCUCACUCAUUAAAGCUGAUCUGCUGUA